This is a messenger RNA of Saccharomyces eubayanus, 1479 nucleotides long. It is a transcript of the gene GLO3, whose product is annotated as ADP-ribosylation factor GTPase-activating protein. NCBI's taxonomy places the organism in Eukaryota, Fungi, Ascomycota, Saccharomycetes, Saccharomycetales, Saccharomycetaceae. Gene Ontology annotation, biological process: COPI coating of Golgi vesicle. The transcript has a single exon. Gene Ontology annotation, molecular function: GTPase activator activity. The record is from RefSeq and is a predicted model, not a curated record. The coding region runs from base 1 to 1479 and encodes 492 amino acids.
AUGAGUAGCGAUGAAGGAGAAUCCUUCGCCACGGAGCAAACCACUCAACAAGUUUUCCAGAAACUAGGUAACAACAUGGAAAAUCGAGUUUGCUUUGAUUGUGGGAACAAGAAUCCCACCUGGACAUCAGUCCCCUUUGGUGUAAUGCUGUGUAUCCAAUGCUCUGCCGUGCAUAGAAAUAUGGGUGUUCAUAUAACUUUUGUAAAGUCUUCUACGUUGGACAAAUGGACAAUUAAUAAUCUGAGAAGAUUCAAGCUAGGUGGGAACCAUAAGGCUCGUGACUUCUUUUUAAAGAACAACGGGAAACAGCUAUUGAACACUGCAAAUAUUGACGCCAAGACAAAAUACACGAGCCCUGUGGCCAAAAAAUAUAAGCUGCACCUGGACAAAAAGGUCCAAAAGGAUAUGGAAUUGUACCCAUCGGCUUUGGUCUUGAAUGGCCAAGACGAUACGGAUUCUCCAUUGGACACCGAUUCCGAUGCCUCUAGAUCGAAUUCUAAAGAAAACAGCGUUGAUGACUUUUUCUCCAAUUGGCAAAAACCAAACUCAAAUUCCAAUUCUAGUUCUAAGAUUAAUGUAAGUUCAGGUUCACUAGCCUCCAAUAAUACCCCAAAGACUACAGCGACCAAGGCAAGAAGCUCGAUCUUAACAGCAAGCAGAAAAAAGCCGGUAUUGAACUCUUCGGACAAAAAAAAACACUCGAUUUUAUCAUCAGCAAGAAAGCCCACAAGAUUAACUGCUAAGAAAGUGGACAAAUCGCAAGCUGAUGAUUUGUUCGACCAGUUCGAAAAAGACGCUCAACAAGAAAAGGAUGAUGAAUUCACCAAUACAUCUUCUAACGCCAAGGUUAGACAAAAUGAUUACGAUUCCCAAUUCAUCAAUAGCGGCAGCAAAAGCAACAAUAAUGACAGUAUAGAUGAUAUGAAUACACAGCCUGAUGAAUUUAGUGACUUCUUGAAUGAUGCUCCAAGCAACUCUGAUACAAAUAGAAACCAGCAUCAAGAUACUCUAACACCGAAGUUUGCUAAAUUAGGAUUUGGUAUGACCAUGAAUGACGCUAACGAUUUAGCCAAACAGCAAAAGGAAUCUCAAAAAGUAGCCCAGGGUCCAAGAUAUACAGGAAGAAUUGCUGAAAGAUACGGCACACAAAAGGCUAUAUCUUCCGAUCAGCUUUUUGGUCGUGGUUCAUUUGAUGAGGUGGUCAACAAGGAAGCACAUGAUAAGUUAAAGACGUUUGAUAAUGCCACAUCGAUCUCAUCAUCCUCGUAUUUUGGCGAAGAAGUAGACGAAUAUGGUAACCCGAUCAAUGGUGAUGUGGGCGGGAUGGGAUCCAGUUCAUUAGAUGGUCGCAAUACCAACGGUAAUGGAUUCAUUGAUUUCAAUGCUACUACAGAUGAUGAAUUACAAAUGUUAAAAGACGUUGUUGAACAAGGUGCGGAAAAAUUAGGAAGUUAUCUGAGAGACUACCUAAGAAAGUGA